This is a messenger RNA of Prorocentrum cordatum, 2344 nucleotides long. The record is from the annotation of a GenBank genome assembly. Lineage: Eukaryota; Dinophyceae; Prorocentrales; Prorocentraceae.
GGCUCGAGCGGUGCGGAGGGCGCCGCCAGGGGCCCGCCGACGGGCCCGCUGGGGCGCCGGGCCCCCCGAGGAUGUCUGGGGCGGCGGCCGCUCCCGCCACUCCGUCCGCGUUCCGCAGCGCGCUCCGGCCGGUGGAGCAGGACGCUAGGGCCAAGCCCGGGGCCCGACGCCGCAGCCUCUCGGCCGAGUCCGCCGUGGGCGCCCGCCAGAGCGCGCGGGAGGACGAUGCCCCCGAGGCCCUCGCCCAAGCGGUGGCGGCGGCUCUACUGCCGCAGUUGCAGGCGCUCUGCCCCGGCGGCGCAGCGGGUGCCGCCGCGGUUGGCGGAGAGCUGGACAACCAGCUGGCAGCCAGGCUCCGCUGCCUCGAGCUCCUGGAGGAGCGCGCCCGCCAGGCGACGGACGAGCUCGAGCGCCUCGCCGAGGCUGCGGCGGCGCUGCCCCUGGCCACAGCACCGCAGCCGCCCCCAGAGGUGCCGCAGGGGCCAGAGGGACCGCUGUCACCCUGCGGGAGGCUGAUGACGAACCAGGCCAGCGCGAAGCCCAGGAGGUACCGGCAUUCGAGCACGUCUGGUGUCGGCGGCGUUCACCAGGAGUUCUUGGAGAAAGCAUUCGUCGUGAACUUCAGACGGCUGAUGAUCAUCCUCAAGGUCUGCGAGAUCAUCCACGAGCUCAUCAAAUCCACUGGCAUUGCGGCCCUCACCCUCGUCGGCGCGUUCAACCUCUGGGAGCUGAGCUACUCGAUACUGUUCGUGGCCAUUCUAAUGUUCCUGUUUGUCUUCAACAUCAGGCGGAUGCACACCAUGGAUGGCGACAAGUACAAGAGGUUGGCAGAUUUGCUCGAGGACGACGACCCAGACCCAAACACCAACGGAGGGCAGUGGCGCAACCCGAACCGCUACUUGAAGGCGCUCAUGCUGCAGCGCAGGGGCAGAUGCUUGAGGAGACUCGGCAGGCGGAGGCGCGCCUUCCUGGGGACCUCGCUCGUCGCGCUGCUCUGCGGCGCUGCUUGGGGACUGCUCGUGUGGGAGUGGGCCACGGAUGACGCCUUCGAGGACGAGAGGUGGGGCGGCGAAGAGUCCAUGCGUUUCUACAGCGCGCUGCUGCUGAUCGGCACCCUCAUGUUCCUGUUCUACGUCGCCUUCGAGGGACGGAUUGACGCAGUGCCUGGCAAGUGGGCGCACAUGGGCCCGACGAGUCGGGCGAUGUAUUGGCGCGAGACGCAGAGCGUGAUGCCGAUGAAGUGGGACGGCGCGAAGUGGGUCCCGUGGGACGUGAAGUACGACGGGGUGCCGCCGCAGUUCCGCUGGUUCGGCCUCCCCAGCAUGUGGUUCUCGUCGCAGAAGGCCAAGAGCGAUUUGAUCCUCUGGUCGAGCCUCGCCACCACCACGCACGAGCAGAGGAGCGCGGGGAGGACUGUGGACAAGCUCUACCCAGAGGAGCUGGCGGUGCUGAGCCUGGACUCCAGGGUCAUCGGCCAGCUGCGCGGCGCGCUGAAGAACGCCAAGCUCUUCCAGUGCGAGUCGAAGUGCGGCGGCGGCAGGUUCCUGACGAGGCGUGACCGCUCCGACCUGGUCUCUGGGGAGCUGUCGGAGCCCCGGAAGGUGGACCGCGGGGAGGUCCCAGAGGAGCUGGGCGUCCAGCUGAUCUUCUACGACGCCCAGAACCCCGCCUACAGCGUUGCCGAGGAGGCAAGCUUCUCCGGCAGCGUCCACCUGCUCCGCGGGAGGAGCUUGGUGAGCAGCGCCACGGGCAGCCCCGCGGCGCGCAGCGCGGCCUCGAGCCCGAGGUCCUUGCACACCAAGGGGGCCGCCUCUCCGUGCUUGAACCGCGGGAACCGCACGCCAAGAGAGCAAGGGUUGCUCGUGCGCUUCAACAGCAAGGAUAGCGAGUGCAACUUCGACGUCUUCGACGCGGUGUAGGGAGCACGCUGGCAGAGCUCAUUGUCCUCUUUCUCAUUCCCACAUAUGUCCCUGAUCUGUCUUCUACCCGCUCAGGGGGAGGAGAACAGCACCACCAGCGAGCCACGUCCAGUCAGAAAGUACACGAUGCCUCCCCGAGCUGGUGGCCGGGGACGUCGCGAGCGGGGUGCCUUGAGACAAGGGAGCCACAUCACCCCUCACUAGUGGGCACCUGGCCCAGGCAGCGGGCCGCAGCACAUCCGAGCCACAAGUACGCUCGUGCAAGGCCCGGUCUGACUCUCCCCGGGCGUGGCCCGGGCAGCGGGCCGCAGUAUAUCCGAGCCACAAGUACGCUCGGUCAAGGCCUGGUCUGACUCUCCCCGGGCGGCCCUCGGAAAGGGCCGCGCCCGCGCGCCCCCCAGUGCCGCCUCGUCCACCCCCUUGUG